CANUACCAUACCAACGAUAUCGCCAUCCUCAUCAAAACCCUUGACUACCAUACCAACGAUAUCGCCAUCCUCACCAACCAACAAACAUGGUUUCGUAGAGGCCUCCAUGGACAACAACAAACCUGCGGUUAAUGACCCUGCUCUUACCAUUGGUCUAGUGGUUGGACUACUGGUGUUACUUGUAAUUGCAAUCAUAUUGAUUAUCCUCAUAAGGAGGAGACGAACGCCACAAAGAUUAGAAAUUCUUUACAAUGUCAAAAGCGAGUCGAAUAAGAUGGUAAACGGGGCAGCAAUAUUGAUCAAGAACCCCGAUAUCAAGAACCGCAGCGAGUAUAAACAUUUUGAAAACAUCAACUACGAUCCAGCUGAUCCUAACGAACCACAAACACCUCCACAAGAACCCGACGACGACGACUCUAUAGAUCAUGACGAGACCACACCAGUUAUUCCUAAGGGAAAUAUCGACAUCGUGUAAUAACCACAUAAAACCACAGGCAUACCACUCAUGGAUACGUCUGUUCAACAGGAGAGUAGAAUCACAGGUGUGAUGUAAUAUUAAGCGAUAGACGGGGAUGCCAAUUUGUUCGAGACCUCAGAUCUUGGAUAACAUUGGCGAAGAUGUUUGGGGCGGACAAGUGGAUCUCUCCAAUUUAGGUAUUCUAGUUAAGUUAAUAAUUUUUUGUUUAUAAAUUUUUGGUGACACAGAGGGAAUGAGAUAUGAACGCGGAGAAACCUUCCCUCCUACGCAGACGUUCUUAUAGUUAGUGGGGAGAGAAACAUCGCGUCACAGACACUAAGAACGUCUGCAUAGGAGGCUAGGAGAACCAUACAGAAAAUGAUACGAGAUUAUGGUUCUAAUAUUUCAAGUUCCAACGCCUUGGAAUCCAGUUUCCGCGUUUGUCUCUCUUUUCUCUCCUAGAAGCUACGGAAUAUAAGUAUUCAAAAGACAAAGGUACUAAUAUAUCGAGAUAAGAAUAUUCUCAUAUUUUGUGAUCCAUUAGAAUAUCUUUCAUUGCAUUUAGAAACUAGGUUGUAAAUACUACUUAAUACAUCAUUACUACUUAAUACAGCAUUACAGAGCUUUCCCCCCUUGAAGUAAAAAUAGCAUAUGUCAGGUCCCUCGCUUUGCGUGCAAAAAAUUUAUCCCCCUCAAAAAAGACAAAAAAUCCAGACUUAAAAAAACAAGUUCUAGUUUUGAGAGCUUCGUGAUGAGUCGCUGGAGAAAAACGAAAAUAAUAAAUUAAUUAUAGUUAUCAUA
This is a messenger RNA of Actinia tenebrosa (Australian red waratah sea anemone), 1258 nucleotides long. RefSeq lists its product as uncharacterized. Gene Ontology annotation, cellular component: signaling receptor complex; plasma membrane; apical plasma membrane. The record is from RefSeq and is a predicted model, not a curated record. NCBI's taxonomy places the organism in Eukaryota, Metazoa, Cnidaria, Anthozoa, Actiniaria, Actiniidae. Gene Ontology annotation, molecular function: protein binding; calcium ion binding; hormone binding. Gene Ontology annotation, biological process: receptor-mediated endocytosis.